AUGGAAGAACUUGAACGAAAAGCUAGUGUAUUAAAAAAAAUCUCCGGUCAUUUAUUUAACCUCAGCAAUAUAUUCGAAAUUAGUCCGAAUGCAAACCAAAUAGAUUUUCUAAGACCUUUUCGUCAAAAACUUUUUGUACGCUAUGGUUAUAAUCCAAACCUUCUUACCAAUCAAUCUCAUUUCAUUGAUCUUUUUCGCGAACAACUGUCAAAAAAAGAAUUUUCAAUCAAAAUCGAUUUAACAUCCGUUUUAGAAGAAUGCCGAGAAAAUUCUUAUUUAAGAUCCGCAUUGAAAAGCCAGUACAUCGAAGCAGUCAAUAAAACACAAAGCCUAGCAACAGCUCAAUGUCAUAAAUACAAAAUUGCCUUCUUGCAAAAGUAUUUUCUCUUGCCAUCCGGGGAUACAGCACAUGUUCAACGAAUACUUUUAAAAAUAGAACAAAAUUUUGAAUCCUUACUGUUACAAACAAUUAAUAGUUUUCGGAAUGCCAUUCGUUUUCAAUUUACCGAAUUUUUACUUGUACAGCGCCCCAUAAAGUCUCCAGUUACCGCCACUGGCCGCUUCACUUUUGAAACUACACAAAUAUUAGAGGAAUAUUUUGUAGAAAAGAGUGCUCGAUUAAAUAAAGAUCAAAAACGUGAGCUAAGCUCUCAGACGGGUUUAACAGUAAAACAGAUAGAAACAUGGUUUAAUAAUCGAAGAAGUCGCUCACCUAAAGAUCCGAAUUGUGAUGAAGAUACUUUGGAAUUUCUUAAUAAAAAAAUUGAUUGGAAGGAAAAGUUUAAUAAUAUUGAAAAGGGAAUAAUGGACUCGGAUUGGAAAUACCUAGAUGAUAAUACUUCAACUCUACACGCCGAUACUUCGAAUCAAUCAGAAUAUAAUAUCGUUUCUCAAGUCACGACUAUUGACGAAACACGGAAAAAUACAACUGCGCCUUAUUCAAAAUCUUCAUCUCCAAGAACAAAAAAUCGCUCGAUAAAUCACAAUGUAAUUAGUCAAAACCUCAAAGAUGGUAACUUUAAUGCUUCAAUUCACAGUAAUACAAUGAUAAGCGACGCGACGCAUGAACCUCCAAUUGAUUUUGCAAUAGCAAAUAAUAAUCCAAUAAUUGAUACGUCUUUUAUAAAGUCGAACAACUUGAAAGUGUCACAUCGUCCAAAUAAAUACGCUGCCUGGAAAAAAGGUGGAAGAAUUAGAUAUCAAAGAGAAUACUUGAGUUUGAAAAUUAUAGUAAAGCCUGGAAAACAAAAUCUGGUUUAA
Ambispora leptoticha is the source of this 1260-nucleotide messenger RNA. The record is from the annotation of a GenBank genome assembly. Lineage: Eukaryota; Fungi; Glomeromycota; Glomeromycetes; Archaeosporales; Ambisporaceae.